Messenger RNA from Asparagus officinalis (garden asparagus), 942 nucleotides. Its product is annotated as translocon-associated protein subunit beta-like. The record is from RefSeq and is a predicted model, not a curated record. NCBI's taxonomy places the organism in Eukaryota, Viridiplantae, Streptophyta, Magnoliopsida, Asparagales, Asparagaceae. The transcript has 6 exons. The coding region runs from base 12 to 719 and encodes 235 amino acids. Gene Ontology annotation, cellular component: endoplasmic reticulum.
ACUCCCAUUGGAUGCUGCUCGAUUUAAUGCACAAAUUCACCGCCGCUUUAUCAUUUUCUCCGCCCAAUUUCACUGAGACCUCAGAUCUUGAGCGAGUCAAGAGAGAAGGCUCUGAGAAAGCCCUAGCAAUGGCGAGAUCGCGAUCCAGCGCUCUCCUCUCUUUCGUCAUCUCCCUCCUCCUCACCGUCUCCCCAUCGCUGGCGAUCUCCGACGGGCCUUUCAUCGUGGCGCACAAGAAGGUCAGCCUCGCUCGGCAGAAGUCCGGGAUGGAGCGCGUCACGGUCUCGGUCGACAUCUACAACCAAGGAUCAGCAACUGCAUAUGAUGUGAGCCUCAAUGACGACAGUUGGGGUCAUGAUAGAUUUGAUGUCAUCUCUGGCAGCACCUCAAAGACAUGGGAGAGGCUUGAUGCAGGUGCCAGUGUCUCUCAUUCAUUUGUUCUGGAUUCCCAAGUGAAAGGCCUCUUCCAUGGCUCCCCAGCAGUAAUCAAAUUCCGUGUUCCAACAAAAUCCGCACUACAGGAGGCAUUCUCCACCCCCAUUCAACCGCUGGAUAUUCUUGCUGACAAACCUCCAGAAAAGAAGUUUGAAUGGGCAAAGAGGCUUUUAGCGAAGUACGGAUCAUUGGUUUCAGUUCUUGGAUUGGUCAGCUUGUUCCUUUAUGUGCUAGUGAGCCCUUCGAAAUCCAGCGGUGGGAAAGGAAGCAAGAAGAAGCGUUGAUUUUCUUGAAACUGGUUGUUACUUGUUUUGUGAUCUUUGAAAUUUUUAGUGGAGGUCUCAUUAUAUUCAGGAACCGUGAGGAAAGUGUAAUAGUGGAGCCCUUGUAGGCUGAGUUACUUGGUACCAGUUGUUUAGCUGUUGACUUGAGAUGAAAGUUGAGGGUUUUGUGCCCAACUGUUCUAUUUACAUUGGUAGAUGGUUUGAGAAAUGAAGUUUUAGUCUA